AUGUAUAUCGCAUUGAAAUGGUUAAUCAGUUUGGUUCUAGUCAUGUGGCUGGUAUUAUGUUUUCUUGAUGUAUAUAGAAAGACGAAUUUUACACAACAAAUAGAAAUGCAUCAAGAACGAAAGAAUUUCAGUAAACUACUAAUUAGUGGAAACCAAGAAAUACAAACAACGGGGAUCCGGGAUCACCUGGAAACUGAAAUUAAAAAUAAAGAUGACCUUAACGAAGUUUCUAAAGAACAAUUAAAGGAAACCCGAUCGACAAAUACUAGUUUUCAACAAUUAUACUUAGUUAUACAUCAAGAAAAUAUCUUUUUAAAAUUGAGAAUAAAAAAAUUGAUCAAAGAAAAAGAAGAAGCCGAAAGAAAACUCAUAAAACUAAUAAGUCAAGUUAUUAAGUCGAAAAAUAAUGAUCUUAAAGUAUACUGUAGUCAAUUUAUUGUGCAUACUAAAAAUAAUUUGCUAAAUUCUGACGUUAAAACUGAAAUAGAGAAAUUUCUACGAAAACGUUCUGAUGAUGUUCUAGAAACUGAUAAAUCUUAUGAUCAGAUAACUGGACAUAGCAAUUUUGGCUGUCUCUCUAUAAAGUGUAAUGAAUUUAUCGAAGAUAAAACGCCAGCAGUACGAAACACACCAAUACAAUGUGGGGAAUAUGUUUGGACAGUAAAAGAUAAAGACGGUGUUAUUGAGAAGCUUUACGAAUGCGCUGGAGACUUUUAUAAUGGCGAUCCAGUCAAGAGAAUAAGACAGUAUUCGGUUUAUUAUGAUACGGAAUGUUUGUUAGAUUUCUCAAAUUCUACAACUUUUGUUAAUAAUCAAGAUGCAGCUGUUUCAAAUACCAGAAAUAAAUAUCCGAAUUUUAAGCUGACUGUAACUAAUCGAAAGUUUUUGUCUAGUUCACAAGCAUUUAAAAAUUUUCUUCAAAAUAAUAAUAGUAUAGUAAAACAAGUUUCAAGAUCAUCUAAUUCGACUAAUAUUUGGUUAAACCAUUAAGUUUACUUGAUGUUGUCUAAUAAAAAAAGUAAAUGUUAUUUUUAUUUACGUUUUAAUAAAUAUAAAUGUAUAUA
This is a messenger RNA of Melitaea cinxia (Glanville fritillary), 1064 nucleotides long. RefSeq lists its product as uncharacterized. The transcript is spliced from 3 exons. The coding region runs from base 1 to 990 and encodes 329 amino acids. NCBI's taxonomy places the organism in Eukaryota, Metazoa, Arthropoda, Insecta, Lepidoptera, Nymphalidae. The record is from RefSeq and is a predicted model, not a curated record.